AUGGAAGAAGCACAUGAAACCCAAGCCCUCCUUCCCUCCCCAAUCCAGUACGCAACCGUCCCAGUCGAAGCUGAAGCAUUAACAGAGCAGGAGAGGAGCAACACACCAGUUGUGCACCGCUCCAUCGAUGAUGACAUCGUCCCUGAAACGGCCACGUUUGGCCGGAAUCUAUCCUGGUCCAGCGCGUACAUCCUCGUCAUCUCCCGCGUCAUCGGAAGCGGCGUGUUCGCUACCCCAGGCUCCAUUGUCAAGUCUGCGGGCAGUAUCGGGUUGACAAUUUCCUUGUGGAUUGCCGGGUCGAUCCUGUCUGGUUGCGGACUGGUGGUUUCGCUGGAACUCGGGUGUAUGCUUCCUCGUUCUGGCGGGGAGAAGGUAUACCUCGAGUAUACGUAUAGACAUCCGCGGUUCCUCGCGUCGACGUUGAUCGCGGUGCAGGCCGUUUUGCUGGGAUUCUCGGCGAGCAACUGUAUUAUCUUUUCCAAGUAUACGCUUUUUGCGCUGGAUGUGCAGCCGAGUGAGUUUCAGCAUAAGAUUUUGGCGGCUGGGUUGUUGACUGCUGUUACCCUUAUACAUGGGCGCUUCCUGAAGGCAGGGAUAUGGGUGCAGGAUGCAAUUGGUUGGAUUAAGAUCUUUCUCGUUGCUGCUAUGUCUUGUACGGGGAUCUGGGUGAUUCUGUUCCGUGAUCGUGGACUGCAGAGCCCUGAGCAUGAGGCGAGCAAUAUCUCCUGGGAUGAGAUCUGGAGAGAUUCCAACUGGAGCUGGGGAUUACUUUCCACCUCCCUGUUCAAGGUCUUUUAUUCUUAUGCUGGACUGACGAAUGUCAACAACGUUCUCAAUGAGGUCAGGAACCCCGUGAAAACGCUAAAGACAGUGGGACCAGCAGCGUUGUUCACGGCCUGCGGUCUGUAUCUCCUUGCGAAUAUCUCCUAUUUCCUGGUCGUGCCGAUCGAGAAGAUCAAAUCCAGCGGGGAGUUGGUGGCAGCCUUGUUCUUUGAGCAGGUGUUCGGCGCCCAUGUUGGCAGGACACUGUUUCCACUGGCCAUUGCUAUUUCCGCUGCUGGAAAUGUGAUGGUGGUUACUUUUGCAACGGCAAGAAUCAACCAAGAAAUAGCCCGUCAAGGAUUCCUCCCCUUCUCUCGGACGCUAUCCUCGUCUCGCCCUUUCAAUUCCCCCCUGGGAGGGCUGCUAGUGCACUACGCCCCCUCCCUUCUUGUCAUCACACUACCGCCACAGGGCGACGUGUACAAUUUCAUUCUCGAUGUCGAAGGAUACCCCAGCCAGAUCUUCGCAUUGGCAGUCUCGGUGGGAUUGUUGGUGCUUCGAGUCCGACAUCCAGAUCUACAGAGACCAUUCAAGGCCUGGCUCCCGGCUGUUUGGUUGAGGAUCGCAGUGUGUGUGGCGCUGUUGGCGGCACCUUUAUUCCCUCCUCCUGAUGGGAAAGGGGACGUGGGGUUUUUCUACGCUACUUAUGCCAUCGUUGGGAUUGGGAUAAUCCUCUUCGCGGUCGUCUACUGGUAUAUAUGGACCGUUUUCCUGCCUCGAUGGGGAGGAUACUCGCUGGAGGAGGAAGUGGAGGUUCUUGAUGAUGGAACAAGCAUUACGAAAUUGGUCCGGGCGUACAAGAUAUAAUGUCUUCCUUCUUUUCAUUUUAUGCCGUAUAGGACUUCUUGGAACUAGAUAGAUAGAGUUUUGCCAUCGUGGACAUAGCCUAUGACUACCACCGCUGCUGUAUAAAAUGGCCUUUUCUAAGACCUUGAUAGCUUCACCACCA
Molecule: messenger RNA, 1771 nt
Organism: Monascus purpureus
Lineage: Eukaryota; Fungi; Ascomycota; Eurotiomycetes; Eurotiales; Aspergillaceae
Source: the annotation of a GenBank genome assembly